Messenger RNA from Colletotrichum graminicola M1.001, 309 nucleotides. RefSeq lists its product as uncharacterized. The annotation marks the transcript as partial. The transcript is spliced from 2 exons. NCBI's taxonomy places the organism in Eukaryota, Fungi, Ascomycota, Sordariomycetes, Glomerellales, Glomerellaceae. The record is from RefSeq and is a predicted model, not a curated record.
AUGCGCUACUCUCUUAUAUUCUUCUUGGUUCCACUCGCUGUUUCCGCGCAGAGGUCCAACACGCCUGUGCCUGUUGCGCCUCAAAAUGGCGAUUUAUGUUGCAGCGAUCACGGCGUUGCAGACUCUACUGGAACCUGUGCUGCUGCAGGCUUAAACUCGUAUUGUUGCUCUGAUUUUCAGAACUGGACUGGAAACGGGUGUGACGGUACUGGCAUCAACGGAUUUCCGACUGGACGCACGGUCACGGCGCAUCCACCUGGACCUAACGAUGGCUCUGCUUGUGGUACUCUGGGUUUCAUAGGAUGCGCG